AUGUUACACAUCUCCAGGUUACACGUACACUCAUUUGCCCAUAAUCUUCUAUAUUCCAUAAAUAAUAGUAGAUUCCACUUAUUAAAAUGCAUCCUUCUAAAGAGUAGCUCAUCUUAUUCCACCGGAACAUCGAUGGAAGGUGAAACACAUAUUUCUGAUCCCAAGUGUGAUACAAAUGAGCCUUCUAGUCCUUCCAAACAUUCAAAAAACGAAAACAAACACAGUAAAAUUUCACACCCUGACAAAUGUCUGAUAAAUGCUGAAAUUAGUGGUUUAGCCUCCCCAAUUUCUGCCAUGUGCUGGCACAAGGGCCCUUAUUCUGACUAUUUUGAUCAUAACUCUGAGAAUGUAGACAGUGAAAGCAUUGAAUUUACCACAAAUAACGAUGUGCAGAAGGAAUUGUUCCCACAGACUGAUAUGAUCGAGGAAAUGGAACAUUUGUUAUCGUUGGAGCGGAAGGAAAAGGACCGAGUUAGGCUGAUUUUGGAGAAAAGUAAACCCUUGAAAAUCGAUGAGCACAUAAAGGACAAGCAGCUAGCAAGUAGAGUUUCAACUCUAAAGCUGCUGUCAAUAUCGUCCAGAUUGGCUAAAAGAAGCCCAUCGAGUGCCAAACCACAAGUAGAUAUCGCAAAAUACCUAAAGGAAAAAAAGUACCAAAAAUCAUUAAUGAGCCAUGCCGAUAGUCACAAGGAUUAUAGAAGCAAAGGUGAGACCAGCAGAAAGCAAAGCAUCCUUGAAACCGUCCGUAUAUUGGACGUGGAUAGACUACCCCUGCCUAUACUGCAUCAUAUGCUGUGCUACACACUUGUCAAGAAUGUGCCCGCGGAAAACGUCCUGAAAAUCAUCUCGAAUAUUGCAAGCCUGAGAGAUAAGAACAAGCACGUCUGCUACCACAACCUGUUUAAGCUGGUAACUUUGAAGUCGAGUCCCAUCUGCGCCCCGGAGAUCGUCGCAACGCUCACUCGGUGCUACCAGAGCAUCAGCAUACCCUUUAUGGUCGACUACGUCAGGAAGUACGGCACGUUUUCCAGGAAGUUCCUGGCAAACCUGAUAAACAGACACUCGCAGCCAUCGCCGCUGGACUUUUUCAGGUACCAGAGUCACUCCAGGAACCUCCCACUGAUCUUGACCAGGCCCUGGUCACUGUUGAGCUUCGUGAACCUCCUAAAAAGCUCAUCGGCCAAACGAUACAUGUACUUGAACCUGCUCAACUACGGGUAUGUGCCCAAUUUGCAAAAAUUCGAUAAACUACACGCCUUUGGAACGAUGGAUUAUGAGCUCAGCGGCCAGAUACUCUCCUUUGAAAAGAUGCUGGACGAGAACGCCCUAAUCUCAGAGGCCAGGGAGGACCCGAAUCGGCCAAAGCUUUACGACAAAAUACUCGAGUUGCAGUACUCGGGAGACUCGAAUUUGGAGGACAUGGAGCUCUCCAGCGACGCCGACACACACGAGCCGACCUCAACAAGCUUGCAAUUUGUCAAGGUUCUGGACCAAAGGGCCGAUUGCAGCAGUUCCCGAACCUCAGAGGAGGCCCAUGGAUACAAGGACAUUGACGACAGCAUACGCGAGGACGGCGGUCACAUUUCCUGGAGUCUUCCCUGGGGACUGAAGAGGGACGCGUUCCACUACAGAGGUAAAACAUACAAACUGGACCGGGUCAGCGGCUGGUUGAAGGUGAAGUCGAGUGUUAGGAUCAACUACCUGAAGAACGUCAAGAUGAAUAAGCGGAAACGGGAAAGAAGGCUGCUCCGGCGGAGAGCCCGGAAGCAGGCUAAGCUACGAAUUCUAUCUAGCCUGUAA
Theileria orientalis strain Shintoku is the source of this 1800-nucleotide messenger RNA. RefSeq lists its product as hypothetical. Bases 1 to 1800 code for a protein of 599 amino acids. The record is from RefSeq and is a predicted model, not a curated record. The transcript is spliced from 3 exons. Lineage: Eukaryota; Apicomplexa; Aconoidasida; Piroplasmida; Theileriidae.